AUACCAUUCAAGUGUGGUGGAUAUAAUGGCAAGUCACUCCAAGAAAUAGGAAUCAUCUCAAUCAUCCAUCAAUCCUUAUUACUUAGCAUUCAUCAUGAAAUCAAAUCCAAAUUAUCAAGAACCAUUAGAAGAAGAAGAGGAAGAAGAAGAAUCAAAUCCACCAGAUCAACAAUCAAGAAGACCAUUAAAUCAAUUUCAUAAAAAACAUCAUUCAUCUCCUUAUUCUCAUCCAAGACAUCGAUUUAGUAAAAAACAAUCAAUCUCUAGAUUAAGUGAUCAUCAAUCUACUUCAAGUCAACUUCAUCAUUUUCUAUCAAACUCUUCUAGUUCUAUUCAAAAUCAAAACCAAGAACGUAAUCCAAUCUUAUCAAAUCAUUUAAAUUAUCAUACAAUAUCUCAUUCAUCAAUCAAUCGGACUUCAAGUAGAUCUUUCCAUCAAUCUGCUCGUCGUUUACCAGAUUGGUUAUCGAUCUAUUCUAAUUCUCAAAUACCUGAAUCAAGACCUCCUUCGAUUUCAAUCAAUCGUAAAGCAGUUUAUGAUGCUGAAUUUAAAGAUGAAUUAGCUGGUCAAUCUGGUAAUGGAAUGAGAGUUUGGUAUGAUACUUAUACUUCAGUAGAUUGGUUACAUGAACAUGUUAAACAAUCGAUUCGUAGAAAAAAGUUAAAUCAACUUGUUGGUUUUAGAGGUCGACUUAGACGAACAUGGGAUAAAUCUCAAGGUUGGGUUUUGGUGACGAUGAUUGGGAUGGUGACUGCUUUGAUGGCUGGGUUGAUUGUUUCUUUGGAAAUGUGGUUAUUCGAUCUUAAAGAAGGUUAUUGUGCUUCUGGUUGGAUGACUCCGAAGCGAUUUUGUUCUUUCUCAUCCAGUUCAUUCAUCCAAACGUGGUCCACUUCUCUUACGACAACUUCAUCAUGUCCGAAUUGGAUUCUAUGGACUGACGUCGUAUCAUCCGAUGGUUCAGAUACCCAUCGACGUUUUGUAGGGUAUUCUGUUUACCUUUUCAUAGCACUUUGUUUUGCUGGAUUAUCAUCUAUAAUGACUGUUUACCUAUCAAGUUCAGAAAGUGUUUAUUCUGCUAAAGAUCGAUCACAUGAUCCUUCAAUACCCUCUUCGUCUAAAACUCUUCAAACUUCUAAACCAUCUUAUGAGAACAUCCGUCAUUGUGAAUCAGUUCCACAAUCUCCGGAAAUCCAUCAACCAUCGUCUAGUUCUAGUCCAUUGAAUGAAGAAUCGGAUGAGACCUACGUUCCUAAUGAACCUUCUGUCACCACUCCUCGAGCCCAUAAAGUCGCUUACUUUGCUGCUGGUUCAGGUAUACCCGAGAUUAAAUGUAUUCUUAGUGGGUUUGUAAUUCGAGGAUAUUUAGGAUCAUGGACUCUUUUUACCAAAUCAUUUGGUUUAGCCUUAUCAGUAGCAUCAGGAUUAUCAUUAGGAAAAGAAGGUCCAUUGGUUCAUAUUGCUUCUUGUAUUGGUAAUAUCUUUACAAGAUGGUUUAAGAAAUUCGAUCGAAACGAAGCUAAGAGAAGAGAAGUCUUGAGUGCGGCUUGUGCUGCUGGUGUUUCGGUGGCCUUUGGAGCUCCGAUUGGUGGGGUUUUGUUUUCACUUGAAGAAGUGUCUUAUUUCUUUCCUCCUAGGGUCAUGUGGAGAAGUUGUUGGUGUGCUUUAGUGGCUGCAGCUACAUUGAGGGUGUUAGAUCCGUUCAAGACUGGAAAAACUGUCUUGUUCGAAGUUACUUAUGAUCGACAAUGGUACCUUUUUGAACUUAUUGGAUUCGUCUUGUUAGGUAUUUUAGGUGGUGUAUUAGGUGCUUGGUUUGCUCAAAUUAACUUUUGGUGGACUCAGAAUGUUCGAAAACGGACUUGGUUACAAUUCCAUCCGAUUGCUGAAGUUUUAAUCGUCACACUUGUUACCGUCUUAUUAGGGUUUUUUAAUCAAUAUCUUAGAAUGAGUGGAUCUGAAUUAGUUUAUGAAAUGAUAGCAGAAUGUAAAACGAACGAAUCUAAAGAUUUAUGUAUACAUGAUCCAAAUCAAACUGGGCCAUUAAUCUUAUCAUUAACCAUCACAGCUCUUUUAAAGUUCUUAUUGACCAUCGUUACCUUUGGGAUCAAAUGCCCAGCAGGAAUCUUUAUACCUUCUUUAUCGAUCGGUGCACUUUUAGGUAGAAGUUUAGGUUUGUUUAUCGAAUUUGGAUUCCAUCGGUUUCCUCAUCUUGGAAUCUUUCAUCAAUGUUUUCUUAAUCGAACUGAUGGAUUUGGUGAAGCUUGUGUCUUACCUGGCGUUUGGGCUAUGGUUGGAUCUGCUGCUAUGUUGGCUGGGGUGACUAGAUCUACGGUUUCUUUAGUGGUUAUUGUGAUGGAACUUACAGGUAGCUUGGUUUAUAUCUUACCAAUUGCUAUUAGCGUCUUGGUAGCCAAAACAACAGCUGAUGCGAUUGAGAGUCGAUCGAUUUAUGAUUUAGUAAUCGAAGCAUCAGAUUUGCCAUACUUGGAUGCGAAAUCAUCACAUCUACAUUCCGAAAGACCAAGUGAGAUUAUGGAUUCAGAAGCGAUGACGAUUUGUUUAGAAGAUCGAUUAAAGAUUUCAGAGAUCCAAAAGAAAAUCGAAUACUUAUCAUCUUCAAGUUCGGCUGGGGGAUUUCCAUUAGUUAGUCAAGAUGAAGUAGGAGAUCAAAGGAUAUUGGGGUAUAUCGGUCGUAGUGAACUUGAACAUGGGAUUUCAUUAAUUUCGGAAAAAGUUUUGAAGUUGGAUCCAUCGAUUAAGUUUCAGAGUGAGAAAGAGAUGGUAGAUUUAGAUUUAGAUUUAGAUUUAGGUGAAGAAGAAGAGAGUAGAGCAUUUGUGGGGAGAACUAGUAGGGUUGAAAAUGAUGAUGAGGAUGAAGAAGUGGAUUUAAGUUAUUUAGUGGAUCAUGCUCCGGUCACGGUUUCAGUUAAAUCUCCAAUGGAACUUUUACAUGAGAUGUUUGUAAGGUUAGGUGUUAGGUAUCUAGUCAUUCAAGAUGAAAGAGGAUUAUAUUUAGGUAUAAUCGAAAGGAAUAGAUGGUUAAGAUAUCUUAGUUGGAUUGAACAUCGAAAGAAAUCUACUUGAUAAGGGAACAUCAUGGCUUAUGGGUGAUCAAAUGUUUUUUGGUUGGACUCGCGGGAGAGAAUUGAUCACUCUAUUAUUGAUCAUCUUUAUCACUCGAUUAUCUUUUUCUUUUUCCUUUUCUUUGUCUUUUUCAUGAGAAUACCUUGUUUUAUAUUUAAAUCGGAUCAGUUAUUUUAAAUUUUCAUCAUCAUCCUCAUUGUAUUGUACAUAUACUCUUUUCUUAUCUUGUUUAAACAAUUUUCAUGAUUCAUUUACCUCUUUUUCCUUGUUGAUGAUCUAGUUUUGGAAGGUUUUGUAAAUUUAACGGAAAGUUUUUCAUUCAAAUCACUAGAUGACGAUGUUGGUUUUUUUUAGGUUUAGUCAUCCAUCUUAAUUCAAUGCAUAGUAGAGUCAACUUAUAUGG
This is a messenger RNA of Melampsora larici-populina 98AG31, 3488 nucleotides long. RefSeq lists its product as uncharacterized. Bases 95 to 3085 code for a protein of 996 amino acids. NCBI's taxonomy places the organism in Eukaryota, Fungi, Basidiomycota, Pucciniomycetes, Pucciniales, Melampsoraceae. Gene Ontology annotation, molecular function: voltage-gated chloride channel activity. The transcript has 10 exons. Gene Ontology annotation, biological process: transmembrane transport; chloride transport. The record is from RefSeq and is a predicted model, not a curated record. Gene Ontology annotation, cellular component: early endosome; Golgi apparatus; membrane.